Molecule: messenger RNA, 2697 nt
Organism: Apiotrichum porosum
Lineage: Eukaryota; Fungi; Basidiomycota; Tremellomycetes; Trichosporonales; Trichosporonaceae
Exons: 3
Coding region: 1-2697 (898 amino acids)
Source: RefSeq, a predicted model, not a curated record
AUGUGGUUUACCUCUUGGCUCUGGCCCCAGGCCAUCACUACUCCCCCUUCCGCCCAGCCCUCCCACGACACUGUCAUGGAGGAGCCCAUCCCCGCCACGAACUACACCGCCGUCUACGACCACGGCCACGCUCUCAACGUCCUCACUGCCGCCAUUGACAGCCUUUCUCUCGACUCCGAAUCUUGCUCUCUUGCCACUCUCUACAGCUCCUCCAUCCAGAAUGUCAACUUUGAUGAGAAGCCCGCCGACGAGUCGUCAGCCAUGGAUAUCGACGACGACUUCCCCGCGCCUCUUGACUGGGCGGCCUUUGUUACUUCUGCCUCCGGCCGCGUUGCGGCUUUUGAUGCUCCCAUCCACCACCCCAAGGCCAUCAACCCCUUCACUGCCAUCACCAACCCAUCCCUCAUCUCCGAGUCUCCCGUCUGGCCCUCCACUAUGGAUGCCGUUGACGAGCUCGCCGGUCCUCUCCUUGCCCACGAGUGGAUACCAGCCUACGAGAACUCCCUCCUACUCCACUUCAUGGACUCCACCGAGUCCGUCCAGACUGCUCCAGCCACGGCCAAGUUCACCGCUGGGUCGUCCAAUCUUGGAGCACACAGUACCCUUUCUCCUCGCCCCCCCGUCUCUCACACUUCGUCUCUGCUGGUUGCCAAGCCCAACGCUGAGCUUGUCGAUCAUGUCUUCCCGCCUUCCCCCAUCCAGCCCACUUGCCUCUCGUCCUCUUCCGCUUCUUCGUCCUCUUCCUCUUCUCCGUCCUCUUCCUCUUCUUCGUCCUCUUCCUCUCCUUCCUCUUUUUCUACCUCUUCCUCCUCUCUUCUUCUCCCGGUCCUCGAGCCCAGCUCGGACCGCGUUGAGCUUGGCUCCGUCUCGCUGGCCGAGACAGAGCCUACGGCCAUGACCGAGCACGCCUCCUCCAUCACCAGCAUCGCUACGGUCGGAUCCUCGGCUAUCACCACCACUGCUACCCAGCACGGCUCCGCCGAGGUCCUCAAGCUCAUUCCCUCGACUCAGGUUGUUGACGGCAUCCCCGCCAACGCACCUGUUUCGACGACGACUUGUACCAGGGCUAUCACCACCACUGCUACCCAGCACGGCUCCGCCAAGGUCAAGUCCACCCCCCGCCCCGCCCCCAAGGCUCAACCUCCCAAGGCUACUGCCGGCGAUGUGUUCCUCCGCAAGUCCACUCGCAACCACCCCAAGCCUGCGGUCAAGCCUCGUCCGGCUCCAUCGACCACCAAGGACCUUCGAGCUGGUAUCUUCGCCAACGCGCGUGGCAUCGACAUGCCUGCGCCCGUCUCCAAGCCCCAGUCUCUUGAGGCUCCUUCCAUUUCGCCAACUCUUGCUCCUGCUCCUGCUCCCGCGCCUUCUCCUACACCUAUUGCUGCGCCUGCUGUCACUCCCUCUCCCUCUCUCGCUCCUGCUCUUGCGGCCGCUCUUACUCCUCGUGCCCCGACAACUGGCACUAGUUCGCCGUCGCCCUCGUUGGCCAACCAUGCCAUCACCGAGGCCAUUGGCAGCAUUGCUCCCACUUCUCUCUCUCGCGUCAUCGCCCGUCUUCCUGCGUCACGCCCUUCAACCACCUCCAUGCCUGCCGGCACUGUCACUUCCGAGGUCAGCACCAUGACCGAGGAGAUUGCUAUGGUCGAGAACACUCCCAUUGCUGCUCCCUCGGCUCAAUACACUGCCUCCUCGGAGGAAUCAACAAUGGCCGAGGAUGAAGCCUCACGCCAGGCUCUCCGCAAGCGCAGGUGCAGCGACCUCGACGAUGAAGGUCCAGCCUCGUCUAAGCGCAAGAUGCUCCACACGCUUCAGCGUGAUGCGGUCGCCACCGAGGUUGCCGUUCCCACUCUCUCGCCCAGUCACGCAGCCAAGGGCACCAAGUUCGCUUCUCUCAAGAAGCUCCCUCCAACUCCCCCCCGCCGCAAGACCAAGGCUCCCUCGAGGGCCACCUCGACGAGCACUUGGGACUCUUUCAAGAAGGCACACGUUCGUGCGUCUACUGAAAGCUCCCGUCGCCACUCCACGGCCAAGGGCAUGCUCCACAUCCCUCUCUCGCCCACACCUUUGUCUUCGCCAACGUCCACUCUUUGCGGCGACCUCUUCGUGGAAGAUGCUCUCGACCCCGACGUGAUGACGGGCUACCCAACGGACGUGGACUCGUCGGGUUCGCUCUACCUCGGCUCCGACUCGCAAGAGUCUGACUCCGACCUUCCGUCAACCCCGCUCGCGAGCUCCGAAGAGAGGCUUGUCGGCAACGAGGUCAUGAUGCGUGACGACGAGGUCGAGGAGGUCACCGAGAGCACGAGCCUGGACGAGCUUCCAGAGCAGCCCAAGGCCAUCCCCGCCCUCGCCCCCGCCAAGGUCCAUGUCUCUGGCCACCGCGUUCUCAAGCCGACCAAGUCGAUUCUCGUGAACGCGGGGUCAACGGCUUCGUCGACCGCGCCAAAGGGCAAGCUGCAUGACAUCAAGCCUUAUGCGCGUCCCGACAAGGUCAAGAAGGCCUCCUCCAAGCCUGACGGGCUCGCCUCGCUGGCCAGCGACUUCAACUCGGCCCUCAACGAGAUCCUCGCCCCAGCUGUCCCCACGUUCCUCGCUGUUCCCGCACCCGUCAUUGACCGGUCUCGCGACCCUCGUCUCCGCGCCCGCGCGCUCCGAGAGGCCAAGGCCGCAGAGGAUGCCAAGCUGGUGUCCCUCUGA